This is a messenger RNA of Phytophthora infestans T30-4, 828 nucleotides long. RefSeq lists its product as uncharacterized. Gene Ontology annotation, cellular component: plasma membrane. The coding region runs from base 76 to 828 and encodes 250 amino acids. Lineage: Eukaryota; Oomycota; Peronosporomycetes; Peronosporales; Peronosporaceae. The record is from RefSeq and is a predicted model, not a curated record. The transcript has a single exon.
CCGACUUAGACGUCUACCGCUUCAGUUUUGGCAAGAAUGACCUCGUUUAAGCUGCAGCCGCUGCUGCUGUUGCCCAUGCUGGCAUUCUACAUGUUCAUGGUUACGGCGCUAGAUUUUGACUCGGACUCGGGUUCUGCUCUUCGCGGCUCGUCUUCUACCGACGGCAUCGUCGGCAACAUUUCGGACUCCAUCGACGUCGGUCCCGGUAUUGCCGCUGUCAUCGCCAUUGUGGGCGGAGUUGCCAUGACCACGUGUGGCUACAAAUUGCUUCGUCCCACCAUGUUCGCCUGCGGCUUCCUCGUCGGUGGCUACAUCGUCUCUGCCAUCGUCGUGUACAUUGUGGAUGGCCGAUCGUACGAGCGCACAGCCUUCUGGAUCGCCUUCCUCGUUGGUGGUAUCGCUCUGGGUUGUCUCGUGGUCACGGUCUACAAUGCAGGCGUCUUCCUUAUCGGUGCGGCUGGUGGCGUGUUCCUGGCCACCAUCGUCAACGCGUCGUUCGGCUACAGAAUCUACCCGAACGACCCCACGACGGGUCUGCUCAUUAUGGCCAUUGUGUUUGGUCUUAUCUGCGGUCUGAUCGCCUUCAAGGUCGAGCGUCUCGCCAUCAUUGUGGCCACGGCACUGGUCGGCUCUGUGGUGUUAGUCAACGGCGCUGGUUACUUUAUUGGAGACUUCCCCAAGCUUACGGCUAUCAAGGACUACCGCCACAAGGACGAGGACGGUGACUACGUGUACGACAUCCCCAAGGAAUGGUGGGGAUACCUCGUGGCGAUGCUCGUGGUGUUCCUGCUGGGUCUCACCAUCCAGAUCAAGAAGACCGGCAAGUAA